Molecule: messenger RNA, 2630 nt
Organism: Prunus dulcis (almond)
Lineage: Eukaryota; Viridiplantae; Streptophyta; Magnoliopsida; Rosales; Rosaceae
Product: beta-xylosidase/alpha-L-arabinofuranosidase 2-like
Exons: 7
Coding region: 114-2453 (779 amino acids)
Biological process (GO): arabinan catabolic process; xylan catabolic process
Cellular component (GO): plant-type cell wall
Molecular function (GO): alpha-L-arabinofuranosidase activity; xylan 1,4-beta-xylosidase activity
Source: RefSeq, a predicted model, not a curated record
CCCAAUGAGGCAUAGGAGGCAUUGAGGGAGGCAGCAAAAACAACUCUUUUGCUUCCUUUCCUCCCAAAGUUGCUUAACAUCAAUUCUAACUAACCCUUUCAAGGCCACAAACAAUGGCCUCCUCUGCUCAAAACAGAGCACCCAAUCUCUCUGUUUUCUCUGUUUUCCUCUGCUCCUUUAUGUUCCAACACUUAUUCUUGUCACCAAAUGCGAACCGGGCUUUUGCCCAAUCCUCACCGGUUUUCGCCUGCAAUGUUGGUAGCAAUGCGAGCGUGUCAAGCUUCGGGUUCUGCGACACGUCAUUAGCGAUCGAUUUGAGGGUAGCAGACCUGGUGAAGAGGCUGACAUUGCAAGAGAAAAUUGGGUUCUUGGUGAACAGUGCAGGGAGCGUGAGCAGGCUUGGGAUACCAAAGUAUGAGUGGUGGUCUGAGGCUUUACAUGGAGUGUCCAACGUUGGCCCCGGGACCAAGUUUACGAAUGUGGUUCCGGGAGCUACCAGCUUCCCUCAGGUCAUUUUGACUGCCGCUUCUUUCAAUGCCUCUCUGUUUGAAGCCAUUGGAAGGGUGGUCUCAACCGAGGCCAGAGCAAUGUACAAUGUGGGAUUGGCAGGAUUGACUUAUUGGUCUCCAAACAUUAACAUAUUUAGGGACCCCAGAUGGGGGAGAGGCCAGGAGACUCCGGGAGAAGACCCGUUGCUGUCAAGCAAAUACGGGUCGGGCUAUGUUAGAGGCCUUCAGCAGACAGAUGGUGGUGACAAAAAUAAGCUCAAGGUUGCUGCAUGUUGCAAACAUUAUACAGCUUAUGAUUUGGACAAUUGGAAAGGGGUUGACAGAUACCACUUUAAUGCAGUGGUAACAAAGCAAGAUUUGGAUGACACGUUUCAACCACCAUUCAAAAGCUGUGUUAUAGAUGGGAAUGUUGCUAGUGUCAUGUGUUCUUACAACCAGGUUAAUGGGAUACCAACCUGUGCAGAUCCAGACCUUCUUGCCGGAGUCAUCCGUGGCGAAUGGAAGUUAAAUGGAUACAUAGUUACUGAUUGUGAUUCAUUAGAUGUAUACUACAAUAAUCAACACUACACCAAGACACCAGAGGAAGCUGCAGCUAAGGCUUUAUUGGCAGGGGUGGAUCUCAACUGUGGACCUUUCCUUGGAAAAUAUACGGAAGGUGCAGUGAAAGGAGGACUUGUUAAUGAGGCGGCCAUUGACAAGGCCAUCUCAAACAAUUUUGCCACAUUGAUGCGUCUAGGCUUCUUUGACGGUGAUCCAAGCAAGCUACCCUACGGAAAGCUUGGUCCAAAGGAUGUUUGUACCCCAGAGAACCAGGAGCUAGCCCGUGAGACCGCGAGGCAAGGGAUAGUAUUGCUCAAGAACAGUCCAGGAUCACUGCCUCUGUCUCCCACGGCCAUCAAAUCCUUGGCAGUCAUUGGUCCCAAUGCCGCUGUCACAAAGACAAUGAUCGGCAAUUAUGAAGGCAUUCCAUGCAAGUAUACGACUCCUUUGCAAGGCCUAAGUGCCUCAGUUGCAACAACUUAUAUCCCUGGCUGCGCCAAUGUGGCUUGUGGUACUGCCCAGGUAGAUGAUGCUAAGAAGGCAGCAGCCUCAGCCGAUGCAACUGUGCUUGUAGUGGGUGCAGAUCAAUCAAUAGAGGCAGAGAGUCGCGACAGGAUUGACCUUCAUCUUCCAGGACAGCAAACACUUCUAGUAACAGAAGUUGCAAAGGCAUCCAAAGGCCCUGUAAUCCUUGUCAUAAUGUCUGGAGGAGGGUUCGACAUUUCAUUCGCUAAAAAUGAUAGUAAAAUUACAAGCAUCCUAUGGGUUGGUUACCCCGGAGAAGCUGGUGGAGCUGCCAUAGCUGAUGUCAUUUUUGGUCAUUAUAAUCCAAGUGGAAGACUACCUAUGACAUGGUAUCCACAAUCUUAUGUAGACAAGGUACCAAUGACAAACAUGAACAUGAGACCGGAUGCUUCGAAUGGUUACCCUGGCCGGACUUACAGAUUCUACAUUGGAGAAACCGUUUAUUCGUUUGGAGAUGGACUAGGCUACUCUGCUUUCAAUCACAAACUAGUUCGAGCGCCAAAGCUCGUAUCAAUUCCCUUAGAGGAGGGUCAUGUAUGUCGCUCAUCAAGUUGCAAAUCACUUGAUGUUGUCCAAGAAAGAUGUGAAAAUCUAGCUUUCGACAUCCAUUUGGGGGUGAAGAACACGGGAAGCAUGAGUGGAGGCCAUACCGUUUUGUUGUUUUCGAGUCCUCCAUCAGUGCACAACUCACCUCAGAAGCACCUGUUGGGAUUUGAGAAGGUGUUCCUGAGUGCUCAGAGAGAAGAAUUGGUUAAGUUUAAGGUGGAUGUUUGCAAGCAUUUGAGUGUGGUUGAUGAGCUUGGAAAUAGGAAAGUUGCCUUGGGACAGCAUGUCCUUCAUGUUGGAAGCUUGAAACACUCAUUCAGCGUGGGGAUUUGAUAUAAGUCUUCAACUUCUCCGCUGUGAUUCUUUGGAGGCAGAUUGGAAUGGAGCAUUUGAGCUUUGAAUAACUUAAGAGAAUUGUCAAAAUUUUCUCAACUCUUUGUUAUAGCCAAUUUGUUCAAAAUCAAAAAAUUAAUCUAGAAAUUAAAGUCGCCUUCAAUUUUUCGUUCGUAA